UCCCUGCGCCGCCCGUUCAUACAAAACGCACCGCCACAACGGCGCCCUAGGUUUUCUUCCUUCGGCCCACCGCAGCAGCGCACCAACAGCAAAGCGACCGCAGCAGCAGCGGGGAGGGAUAGCCAGACAGGCCGCGCCGCCCCGGACGCAGCCGCCAAGCCACGCCCGCUCCGCGGCGACGAGGAGCGAGGGAUGGGGCGCAAGGGGAGGAAGGGGAACGAUGGCGGCCUCGGCGGCUUGAGCGAAGAGACGCUGGUGCGCGUCACCACGGUGCUCGAGGAGUUUCGCGCCUCCGACGCCCAGGUGCACACAUUCGAAGCUAAUAUAUCCAAACAAGAGAGGGCUGCAAUCCAUGAGAUCUGCAGAAAAAUGGGCAUGAUAUCCAAAAGUAAAGGGUACGCGGAAAGGAGAUGCCUUUCUGUUUAUAAAAGGAAACAAACGCAGGGGCCUGAUAAAGAAGAAGGCCCUAGCAAACUCGGGUUUUCUGAAGAAGCAAGAAAUGUUUUGCAAGAUCUGUUCACACAUUAUCCUCCUACUGAUGCCGAAUUAAAUGGGGAAGCUGUUAAGAAUUCUAGUGAUAAGGCAGCGAAAAUCCAAUGGAAGACAGAUAGUGCCUUUUGCAGGCCAGUUAUGCACAAGCACGAUAUAGCUAAGAAGGUUGAGAUACUUGCGUCAAAAAUAAAUGAAUCCAGACAGUUGAGGAAGAUCGUUGAAGACAGAUCCAAACUUCCGAUUUCAUCCUUCAAGGAUCAUAUUUCUUCUACUCUGGAGAACAACCAGGUGGUUCUUAUUUCUGGAGAAACAGGCUGUGGUAAAACUACUCAGGUUCCUCAAUAUAUCUUGGAUCAUGUCUGGGGCAAGGGUGAAUCAUGUAAGAUCAUAUGUACUCAACCGCGACGGAUAUCAGCUAUAUCAGUUGCCGAGCGAAUCUCUGCUGAAAGAGGAGAGGUUGUUGGCGACACAGUUGGGUACAAGAUACGUUUGGAGUCAAAAGGAGGAAAGAAUUCGUCAAUAAUGUUCUGUACAAAUGGUGUUCUUUUGAGGCUGUUGAUAGGCAGGGUAACUAACAUGCCAAAAGCAAAAAAUCCUAAGCGCUCAUUUGACGAUGCAGUUAUGGGGAUAACACACAUCAUUGUGGAUGAAAUUCAUGAAAGGGAUAGGUUUUCCGAUUUCAUGCUUGCUAUCCUGAGAGAUUUGCUGCCGGUGUAUCCUCAUCUUCAUUUGGUGCUCAUGAGUGCAACGAUCGAUGCUGAGAGAUUUUCACAAUAUUUCAAUGGGUGCCCGAUUAUUCAAGUCCCAGGCCAUACCUAUCCUGUCAAAAUUUUCUAUUUGGAGGAUGUGCUUUCUAUUCUGCAAUCUGUAGGUGAUAAUCACCUUAAUCCUGCAACCGAUGAUCUGGAACAGGACAGUAUAUUAACAGAUGAUUACAGAAGCUCAAUGGAUGAAUCAAUCAGCAUGGCUUUGGCCAAUGAUGAAUUUGACCCGCUCAUUGAGCUUAUUUCUGUAGAGCAGAGCCCAGAAAUCUUCAACUACCGGCAUUCAGAAUCUGGGGUGACACCUUUGAUGGUUUUUGCCGGAAAGGGUCAGAUUGGGGAUGUCUGUAUGCUUCUAUCAUUUGGUGUGGAUUGUUCUGCACGUGACCAUGAUGGAAAAUCUGCCUUAGAUUGGGCACAGCAAGAGAAUCAGCAACAAGUCUAUGAAGUAAUUAAAAAACACAUGGAUUGUGGUUCAGUAAAAUCACCUCAGGAGAAUGAGCUGCUUAACAGAUACUUAACAACUAUCAAUCCGGAGCACAUUGAUACUGUGCUGAUAGAACGCUUGCUUAGAAAAAUAUGUAUUGAUUCCAAUGAAGGAGCUGUUCUAGUGUUCCUUCCUGGUUGGGAAGAUAUAAAUCAAACACGGGAAAGGUUAUUUGCUUCUCCCUUAUUUCAGGAUUCGUCAAAAUUUCUUAUACUGUCCCUCCAUUCCAUGAUCCCAUCUGUAGAGCAGAAAAAGGUUUUCAAAAGUCCACCAGUAGGGGUUCGGAAAAUUAUUCUCUCAACCAACAUAGCAGAGACUGCAGUAACAAUUGAUGAUGUUGUAUUUGUCAUAGAUAGUGGGAAAAUGAAAGAGAAAAGUUAUGACCCAUACAACAAUGUGUCCACGCUUCAUACUUCCUGGGUUUCUCGAGCUAGUGCAAGACAGCGUGAAGGGCGUGCUGGUCGUUGUCAGCCAGGAACUUGCUACCAUCUUUACUCUGGAUUUCGAGCAGCUUCACUGCCAGAAUACCAAAUUCCUGAAAUUAAGAGGAUGCCUAUUGAGGAACUAUGUUUGCAGGUCAAACUGCUUGAUCCAAACUGCAGAAUAGCAGACUUUUUAAAGAAGACGUUGGAUCCUCCGAUUCCAGAAACUGUAAAAAAUGCUAUAACUGUGCUUCAGGAUCUUGGUGCUUUAACACAAGAUGAACAGUUGACAGAUUUGGGUGAAAAGUUAGGUUCUCUUCCUGUCCAUCCAUCCACUAGCAAGAUGCUCCUGUUUGGUAUAUUGAUGAAUUGCCUUGAUCCUGCAUUGACAUUGGCAUGUGCAGCCGAUUAUAGAGAUCCUUUCGUCCUUCCAAUGGCCCCGGAUGAAAGAAAAAAGGCUGCUGCGGCCAAAGUUGAGCUUGCUUCAUUAUAUGGUGGGUUUAGUGACCAGCUUGCUGUUGUAGCAGCAUUUGAUUGUUGGAUAUGUGCGAAAGAUAGGGGUCAAGAAGCUUUGUUUUGUUCAAAAUAUUUUGUCGCUGCAAACACCAUGAAUAUGCUAUCAAAUAUGAGGAAACAACUUCAUAGUGAACUAUCUCAAAGAGGAUUUCUUCCUGCCGAUGCGUCUGCCUGUAGCUUAAAUGCUAAAGUUCCAGGUAUCAUUAGCGCCGUCCUUGUGGCUGGUGCUUACCCAAUGGUAGGACGAUUGCUCCCACCUCGCAGGAAUUGUAAAAGGGCUGUUGUUGAAACAGCAAGUGGUGCCAAAGUUCGACUACAUCCACAUUCUUGCAACUUUAACUUGUCAUUUAACAAGUCUUAUGGGAAUCCUCUAAUGAUAUAUGAUGAAAUCACUCGAGGUGAUGGUGGGAUGUACAUAAAAAACUGUUCAGUUGUUGGAUCAUAUCCAUUAGUUCUUCUUGCAACGGAAAUGGCUGUUGCUCCGCCUGAUGACAGUGAUGAAGAGGAGGGUUCCAGUGAGGAUGAAGCUGAAAAAAACACUUCGGGACAACAAAAUGAAGAGAUUAUGUCUUUGCCCGAUAACACUGUUUCAGUUAUUAUUGAUCGGUGGCUCCGAUUUGAUGCUACAGCUCUGGAUAUAGCCCAAAUAUAUUGCCUAAGAGAACGCCUAGCAUCUGCUAUUCUUUUCAAAGUCAAACAUCCACAGGAUGUUCUCCCACCUGCUCUUGGAGCGACAAUGUAUGCUGUUGCAUGUAUUCUAUCAUAUGAUGGCCUGCCUGGUAUGGUUGAAUCUGCUGAUUUGUCAACAAACCGUGGUUCAAAUCAGAGUUCAACAGAAGCUAGCAGAUUCACUCAGGGUCGGAGAGCUAGUUAUAUUCCACCUGGAGGUUUCCUUAUGUCAUUGCUAUCGGACAUACCGCCUAAUGCACCUCAGUUUCGGAAGUCUUCCCACCAUCCAGGGGGUGCUUCAGGGCAUAUUCGGCCAUCGAGGCCCUCUGCUGGUAGAUUUAAUCAAUCUAAACAGCAUCCUCGACGCAGCAGUUCUGGACAAGGGAGUUCAGCACCAGAGUCUUUCAAAAGACAGCGUGAUGGUGCAAGGUGAAAGGGUCAUUCGGUACCACAUUUUAACGCUUGUGGCCCCUGAAAAAAAGGUGUUGUUUAGAAUUUAGUGAAGAUUUACAGCUUUGCUUGGAUGAAAGCAAAACAUGGAAGCUAGAAAAAGUGCAUGACUAUGCUUAAUCUGUCAAAGAAACCUUUUGCGUAUAGAUGAUAUUAACACCAAUGCAGUUGGUGAAGGACUUACGAUGUAUCCUCUCAUGUGGUCUAGCUUAACUGGAGAAUUUAUAUCUUCUGAAUUUAAUUUUGGAGCACCCUAUCUAUCUA
This is a messenger RNA of Brachypodium distachyon (stiff brome), 4061 nucleotides long. RefSeq names its product DExH-box ATP-dependent RNA helicase DExH6. Gene Ontology annotation, molecular function: protein binding; ATP binding; RNA binding. The transcript is spliced from 15 exons. The record is from RefSeq and is a predicted model, not a curated record. Bases 193 to 3780 code for a protein of 1195 amino acids. NCBI's taxonomy places the organism in Eukaryota, Viridiplantae, Streptophyta, Magnoliopsida, Poales, Poaceae. Gene Ontology annotation, cellular component: intracellular anatomical structure.